CGUGGUGCCCGGUCUGCCAUGGCGCAUCCAAUGUCCCUCCGAGACCGACAGGUUGCUUCAAUUCAAAAGCUUUUGAAUCUCAAUCAUGACACACGCCCCACAGAGGACUCGCAUGAUCCAUCUGGUCAUGGCGGCCUCAUCUCCCACUCUACCCCGAUCUUGAAUGAGGAUGGUGAUCCGAUUUGGAAGGUCCUGGUAUUUGACACUAUGGGCCGUGAUGUUAUCAGCAGUGUGUUACGUGUCAACGACCUCCGAGCAUGGGGAAUUACCAUCCAUUUGGGCAUCAAUUCUCAGAGAUAUCCUAUUCCCGACGUCCCCGUCGUUUACCUGGUGGAACCAAAUGAGGCGAACAUUCAAGCUAUUUCCCGCGAUCUUUCCCACGGCCUUUACUCUCCCGCCUACGUCAAUUUCCUAUCCUCCGUUCCUCGACCCCUCCUCGAGGACUUUGCUUCGCAAAUAGCUACAUCCGGUGCUUCAGAGCAUGUCGCCCAAGUUUUUGACCAGUACCUCAACUUUAUUGUUGCAGAGCCUGAUCUCUUUUCCUUGGGAAUGGGGAACGACGCAUACCACAAAAUCAACAGCCCGAAGACGACUGAUGAGGAUCUGGAUGCGAUUGUGGAUAAGGUGGUCAGCGGCCUCUUUAGUGUCAGCGUGACGAUGGGCUCCAUUCCUGUGAUUCGAUGCCCUAAGGGUGGCGCGGCGGAGCUGAUCGCAACAAAGCUUGAUCGGAAACUUCGUGACCACAUACUCAACUCCAAGGAUAACCUCUUCUCCGGUAAUCAAAGAGCUUUACCGGGGGUUCCUUCGACGCGCCCUGUAUUGAUCAUCAUGGACCGAAACGUUGAUUUGGUGCCCAUGUUAUCACACUCCUGGACAUACCAAUCUCUGGUGCAAGAUGUGCUGCAAAUGCGGUUGAACCGGAUUACUUUGGAUGCCCACGAGCAGGACUCGGGCAAGAGUGGUAAAAAGUCAUAUGACCUGAAUAGUAACGACUUCUUCUGGCAGCGAAAUGCCGGUGCGCCAUUCCCUCAGGUCGCUGAGGACAUCGAUGCCGAAUUGACACGGUACAAGGAGGACGCAAACGACAUCACGAAGAAGACCGGUGCGUCUUCUAUUGAAGAUCUCCAGAAUGAUACCAGUGCCUCCGCACAGCACCUCAAGGCCGCCAUUACGCUGCUUCCAGAACUGCGAGAGCGUAAAGCUGUUCUUGAUAUGCACAUGAAUAUCGCCACUGCCUUACUGAAAGGUAUUAAGGACCGCCAGCUGGAUGAUUUCUUCGAGCUGGAGGAAAACAUCACUAAGCAGACCAAGGCGCAACUCUUGGAAGUUAUCAAUGACCCAGCCAAGGGCAGUGAUCCAACAGACAAACUGCGCAUUUUCAUCAUCUGGUUCCUCAGCACCGAGACCGAGCUGAACCGCACGGAGAUGACACAAUUCGAAGAGGCUCUUACUCAGGCUGGCGUCUCCGAUAUUACUCCUAUCGCAUAUGUUCGACAAGUUCGCGAAAUAACCCGUAUGACUAUGAUGACGACCGCCGCUCCAGAGCAACAAUCAUCUGACAUUUUCCGUGGCUUCUCAUCACUGUCCAACCGCCUCACAGAUCGCAUAACUUCUGGUGCGCUUGGUGCUAACUUCGAUUCCCUCAUUUCCGGUGUUAAGAACUUCCUCCCCGUAAACAAAGAUCUUACUGUGACUAAGAUCACCGAGUCUAUUAUGGAUCCGGCUGCAGCUUCCAGCUCCGCCAUCACCAAGACAGAAAACUACCUUUACUUUGACCCACGUAGCGCUAAUGCUCGUGGUGCCAUGCCCCCGGCAUCUGCUUCACGAAACCAGCAGAUGCCUGGUGCGAUGGGUACCACCGGUCCCGGUACCGGAGCUACAUUUGGCCAACGCCGACAGGCUUUCAACGAAGCUAUUGUUUUCACUGUGGGCGGCGGCAGCAUGGACGAGUACGGCAAUUUGCAGGACUGGGUGAAGCGGACUAGCGGCCAGCAGGGUGCCGACGGUGCACCUACUCGUGCGCCUGUGGCUCGUCGUAGGGUCGUAUAUGGAAGCACGGACCUGAUGAACGCGAAUGAAUUCUUGUUGGACUCGCUGGCGCCUUUGGGACAAGAGAGUUAA
This is a messenger RNA of Penicillium verhagenii, 2121 nucleotides long. It is a transcript of the gene sly1, whose product is annotated as syntaxin-binding protein. Gene Ontology annotation, cellular component: cytosol; Golgi membrane. The annotation marks the transcript as partial. Gene Ontology annotation, molecular function: syntaxin binding. The record is from RefSeq and is a predicted model, not a curated record. Gene Ontology annotation, biological process: endoplasmic reticulum to Golgi vesicle-mediated transport; intracellular protein transport. The transcript has 4 exons. NCBI's taxonomy places the organism in Eukaryota, Fungi, Ascomycota, Eurotiomycetes, Eurotiales, Aspergillaceae.